AAACAUCUUUCACUCUCAUCUUUCGGACGAAAACUCUUCAGUUGCCCUUUGUUCGAUUCUUGCCAGUUUCAAGCUCGUGUCCCUGCAUGUUCUUUUGUGGGCUUUCUGUUUUUGUCUGAUUGUGAAGAUUUUAGUGUUUGCAUGAAAUGGGUUCUUGAUUGUGACUCUUUGGGCGAUGAUCUAUGUCCAUUCGAGUUCAAACUUUGGGAAGCAAAAUAUUGUCUCCCUUUAGAUUUAGUGUCUGAUUUGUGAAUUCAGAGGAUUUUGUGGUGAGGAUGAUGAUGAAGAAGACAUCGAGCAGGAACCAAAGGGCAAACAAGGGCAUUAAGUGGAAGCUUGUCCUGCAGAUAUGCGUUCUGGCCGGAGUUUGUGUCUGGUUGAUCUAUCAAGUUAAGUAUUCGCACGACAAGAAGAGGGAAUUCUACGAGAAGGACGAGGGAGCAUCGACGGAAAACGGGGUUGUGAAGCUCGGAAGGAAAGACAUUCCCCAUUUACGGGAUGUGAACGGGAACGAACAGGUUGUGGAGGACGAGGAUGAAGACAUUACGGGCGAAGAAGAAAUCAGCCAUGGAGGAGAGAAGGAGAUGAAGAGUGAAGUGGUGAAUGACCAUCCCGAUGAUGAAGAAGAAGGAGAAGAAGAAGAAAUAGUUGAGGAGGAAGAAGAAAAGAAUAAGCAAGGAGAGGAAAACGACAAUGAAGAGGAGGAGAACAAACAAAUGGGUGAUGAUGAUGAUGAUGCAGAAGAUGACAUUGAUGAACAUGAUGAGGGAAAACCCAGGGAAACUGAUCGAGAGGACGAGAUUCUGGAAGAAGAGAAAGAGAGGGAAGGGGAAAACAGUGAGGAAGGGAGUGAAUCGAACAGGAGAGAUGAGGAAGAAGGGAGGAAAGAUGGGGAUGGUAAUAUUUCAGAUGAAACUGAUACGACGGUCCACGGGGCACGGGAGGAGCAUUAUAAGGCCGAUGAUGCUUCAAGUGCAGUGUCCCACGAAUCCCACACCGAGAAAGGAAGUUCCGGGAAUUCUGAUACAAACGUUGUGAGAGAUGCCAUCGAGCUAAACCGUGACUCCAACAACACUGAAAUGAUCGGUUUGGCAGAAGGUAAAGGUGAAUCGUUCGGGUCUGACACGAGAAGGGAAGCAGAUAAUAGCAACUCAACGGUAACAAGUCUAGAAGGUUCAGGGUUAGUACAGAACAGAACUGAGAGCACGGUGGAUCCGAGACAGGAACAUAACAAAACAGAAUCUGUAGGAACACCCGAGGAAGCAUCCAAGCUGCCACGAGAUCCUGAGAAAAAUGAAUUUGAUCCGGCCAUCUCUGUCUCAUCAAACACCACGAAGGAAGAUUCCAUCGAAGCUCGAUCCUUGAACACAGCCUCGGAUUCUGUUGUACUGGAGAAGAUCAAACUCACAAACACAACCGAGGCGAAAGAGAAUUCAGGGUCUCCGGGCGAUGAUGAUGAAUCGGGUAACAAGAAAAGUUCCGACCUUUCUUCCGCAAAAGAAACAGGCGAGAAGGUUGAUUCUUCGGGCAAUACGAUUUCUCGGGAAGAGAAGGAAGCUCUCUCCAACCCGCAGACUUUGCCUGAAAUAAGAACAGAAGGGACCGAACACAAUGCUGUUGCGGCGGAGUGAGAUGGAAAACAACACGGUGAAUUCUCUCGGUGUCGGAGUGACUGUUUCUAUGGUUUGUUUUUUUCUGUUCAGCUUUGUCACAGCUUUUGUCUCAGUAGCUAAGACUUUGUAGCUUAGUGUUCCAAACUGUAUAUCUUCUUCUUCUUCUUCUU
This is a messenger RNA of Tarenaya hassleriana, 1783 nucleotides long. Its product is annotated as myb-like protein X. NCBI's taxonomy places the organism in Eukaryota, Viridiplantae, Streptophyta, Magnoliopsida, Brassicales, Cleomaceae. Bases 276 to 1631 code for a protein of 451 amino acids. The record is from RefSeq and is a predicted model, not a curated record. The transcript is spliced from 2 exons.